AUGGACGGGAAGCCGGGCAAGCCGCUCCUCGUCUGGCUGGCUCAGAGCCCGUCCGUCAUUCACGAUGCUUCAAAACGUCCGUCGUCCCCGGGGUUAGCGGACUCGGACUCCAUGGGCGCACCGUGGCUCCGCCGCCACGCACGCCCACCGCAACCGCGCGACGGAACACUGGGCUGCGUGUGGGGGGUGGGCGCUGGGUCCCACGGCAAUACGGGUCCCGCUCCGCUCGACACAACCUGGAAAUGUGAUGCAUAUCAUGAGAAGUCGCACCGCGGGGCGUCGCAUUGCGCUGCGGGCCAUGCCCGGACUGGCACUGCUCGGAACACGGCGGUGACGUGGAAGAAGCGCAGUCACCCGUGA
Purpureocillium lilacinum is the source of this 360-nucleotide messenger RNA. Lineage: Eukaryota; Fungi; Ascomycota; Sordariomycetes; Hypocreales; Ophiocordycipitaceae. The record is from RefSeq and is a predicted model, not a curated record.